Molecule: messenger RNA, 866 nt
Organism: Eucalyptus grandis
Lineage: Eukaryota; Viridiplantae; Streptophyta; Magnoliopsida; Myrtales; Myrtaceae
Product: SUMO-conjugating enzyme SCE1
Exons: 5
Coding region: 159-656 (165 amino acids)
Biological process (GO): protein sumoylation
Cellular component (GO): nucleus
Molecular function (GO): SUMO conjugating enzyme activity
Source: RefSeq, a predicted model, not a curated record
GCGAAAAUCCAAUCGAUGGUAUAAUCUGCGGAUCAUAAUCACACGAAAGUCUCUGCUGCCAAAUUGCCAACUGCCGGGACGACACACCGCAACUCGGUCGGUUCUUGUCUCUGUUCUUUGGGCUAACAUUCGUCGAUCGAUCGGCCGAGAGAGAGGACAUGUCCACCGGCGUCGCUCGGGGUCGCUUGUCGGAGGAGCGAAGAGCCUGGCGUAAGAAUCACCCCCACGGUUUCGUGGCGAAACCGGAGACUGCCCCGGAUGGGUCCGUGAACUUGAUGGUUUGGCACUGCACUAUCCCUGGCAAAGCUGGCACAUUUUUUCUUAUGCAGACUGACUGGGAAGGUGGCAAUUAUCCACUUACACUGUACUUUACGGAGGAUUAUCCUAGCAAGGCUCCGAAGUGCAUGUUCCCUAAGGAUUUUUUCCACCUCAAUGUCUAUGGUUCAGGCAUGGUCUGUCUGUCAAUCCUCAAUGAAGAUGGGUGGAGACCCUCUAUCACGGUGAGGCAAAUCUUAGUGGGCGUUCAGGAUUUGCUUCAUCAGCCCAACCCCGCUAGUCCAGCAAAUUAUGAUGAAUACGAACUUUUUGUAAAGGAUCCAGCUGAGUACCAGAGAAGGGUGAGGCAACAAGCCAAGCAGUAUCCGCCUCUUGUAUAAUUUCAAGCUUUAUGAUCAGCAGACCUCUGUGCUCUGGGCUAGAUGCUGAUCUUUAGUUUAUCUGCAGUCUCCUCCUUUGAAUUUGUUGAGGUGCUUCGAUUCUUUGACAGACUGAUUCACAGGCUUCCAAGUCUGAGGACAAUGGUUAUUCUCUGCUGCAAGAGGUAUCUAUUUCAAUCUUAUAGGCAAUAUGUGUGGAAUGUUGGCUCA